Messenger RNA from Peromyscus eremicus (cactus mouse), 2926 nucleotides. It is a transcript of the gene Slc25a46, whose product is annotated as solute carrier family 25 member 46. Gene Ontology annotation, biological process: mitochondrial fission; mitochondrial membrane fission; axon development. The transcript is spliced from 8 exons. Lineage: Eukaryota; Metazoa; Chordata; Mammalia; Rodentia; Cricetidae. The record is from RefSeq and is a predicted model, not a curated record. Bases 79 to 1335 code for a protein of 418 amino acids. Gene Ontology annotation, cellular component: mitochondrial outer membrane.
GCGGCGACUGCGGCGGGGACGCGGUGGAGGCCUGGGCUCGGUGGGCCGGCCCCUCUCGUCCUCGUCCGCCCGUCCGAGAUGCAUCCGCGGCGCCCUGAAGGUUUCGAUGGCCUGGGCUACCGGGGAGGCGUGCGGGACGAUCCGGCUUUCGGCGGCCCCUUCCACGCGCGCGCCUUCGGCUCCGGGACCGACCUGGGCCACUGGGUGACGACUCCCCCGGACAUCCCGGGCAGCCGCAAUCUGCACUGGGGCGAAAAGAGCCCUUCGUACGGCGUGCCGUCCGCGCCCACGACGCUCGAGGGCCCCGCGGAGGAGCCCUUUCCCGGCGGCGGUGACGGCCCGCGGCCCGGCCCGAGCAGCGAACAGUUGAAUAGAUUUGCUGGAUUUGGUAUUGGACUUGCAAGUCUCUUUACAGAGAAUGUACUGGCCCAUCCUUGCAUUGUUUUACGCCGCCAAUGUCAGGUUAAUUACCAUGCUCGGCAUUACCAUCUUACUCCAUUUACAGUCAUCAACAUUAUGUACAGCUUCAACAAAACUCAGGGACCAAGAGCCCUAUGGAAAGGAAUGGGAAGUACAUUUAUUGUUCAGGGAGUCACACUUGGAGCAGAAGGCAUAAUUAGUGAAUUCACACCUUUACCCAGGGAGGUUUCACACAAAUGGAAUCCUAAACUAAUAGGUGAACACCUUCUCCUGAAAUGCCUAACAUACAUGGUGGCCAUGCCUUUUUAUUCAGCAAGUCUGAUUGAAACAGUACAGAGUGAGAUAAUCCGAGAUAAUACUGGCAUCCUGGAAUGUAUUAGAGAAGGGAUUGGCAGAGUGAUAGGCCUGGGCGUGCCUCACAGCAAACGCCUCCUUCCACUGUUCUCCUUGAUCUUCCCGACAGUGCUGCAUGGAGUUCUUCAUUACAUCAUCAGCUCCAUCAUCCAGAAGAUUGUCCUCCUAAUUCUGAAGAGAAAGACCUAUAAUAGCCACCUAGCUGAGAGUACUAGCCCCGUGCAGAGUAUGUUGGAUGCUUAUUUUCCAGAACUUAUUGCUAACUUUGCUGCCAGCCUUUGCUCUGACGUUAUACUUUACCCAUUGGAAACCGUUCUGCAUCGUCUUCAUAUUCAAGGAACACGCACAAUAAUCGACAAUACAGACCUUGGCUAUGAAGUCCUUCCAAUUAAUACGCAGUAUGAGGGAAUGAGAGACUGUAUAAAUACCAUUAAGCAGGAGGAAGGAAUGUUUGGUUUUUAUAAAGGGUUUGGUGCUGUUAUAAUACAGUAUACACUGCAUGCAGCUAUCUUACAGAUUACCAAAAUUAUUUACUCCACACUUCUUCAGAAUAGCAUUUGAGAUUUAGGUUCUAUCAUUGGCUGAUCCAGAAGAUGUGGUCUAGGUAAUUUGCUCUGAAAUUGCAAGUAAUAAAAGUAAAAUGCUGGGUGGAGAGAAAUAGGCUGGGAAUUGAGACUGGUGGAAAAGCUCAUGCUGAUUGUACCGACUUCUCAUUUUUCUUAAGGUAUAAAUGUAUAAAUAUAUAGCUAUAUAAAUAAUACUGGAUCAAAACCUUUCCAAAAUUGAAAACUCAAUAAAAGUAAUACUUUAAAUUUAAAAUGUAAAAUGUAAAAUUACAUUUUGGUAUAGUACUCAGGCUGAAGUAAAAUUGAUCCUGGGUAGAAGCAAAAAUGUAUCAAGUAUAAAAUGAAAUUGCAAUGACUUGAAUCUAUUUUAUUGACCUUAACAUUUGUUAUAUGUUUGUCUAACCUGGAUUCAGGUCAGUGUGUUAAUUCUUAAUGCAAUGUAUAGUAUCAGGAGUUUUUACCUUUAAGCAAAUAGAUUACAUCAUCAUUGAAAAAAACUAAUGAUUAGAUUUGGCAGCCUGUAAGCAGGGGUUGAAGGGUUUUUAAUUGUAUGUAGCCCUUUUAUUUGCUGUAUAUAUUUAUUAUGUGGAUCCAUUUGUGUAUGUACAUGUAACUUGGGAUUUUCUUUAUCCCUGCAAGUUCUCAUAGACCAGCUUAUUGCACCAAGUGAAGGUAGACACCUUCUGCUUGAAUAUCAAGAGUAAGACAUCAAAACGCCAGGAAAUAGUUUUCUUGUCUGCAUCACACCCAGCAUUGCAGUGCCAGAAACCUGAAAUUUUCCAUAUGCUUGUGACGCUUGGAUCAUCAGAUGAUUUUAGAGCCACUUUUAAAGAUACCUUACAAUCAUGGUAGCCAUUGCCAUUCCCACAUUUACCGGAAGGAGCCUCACUUGUGUUUCAUUUGUAAAAGAACUUACGUUAGAGGGGACAAAAUUGAAGUUCACUUGGGAAUUUGUGCUUCUUGCUCACCAUAAAUAAUGACUGCAAUGUUUCUGUGUGUGUGUGUGUGUGUGUGUGUGUGUGUGUGUGUAUGUGUGUGUGUGUGUAAAGUUUUAUUCUACAAAUGAGCUGCCCUGAAGAUAAAAAUGAGACAUCCUUGUUACUUUUUAUUUAAAGUUGCUUGGAUAAGUACUGAAGAAAAAUACAAACCUCAUAGGAAAUUUGCCCUUAUGUUUUAUGGAGAGGGAGAGUCAAUAUAUUCCAACAAAUGAAACUUGUUAAUGAGUUUAAUUAAACAAAGUUGAUGUGUUCUAUGAUGGGUUAGACUUUGUAAUAAAGUGAUAUAUAGUUCACUGAUCAUUCAUGCAACAUUUAACGUUUAAUUUCUUCCUGAGUAUGAUCAAGUUUACAAACACUCUGAAGUGCAGUACCUGCAGAUGUUGCCCAACCUAGAAUGCAUGCAAACUAAAACUGGUGUUUCAUGUUAAAUGUCACCGAGAGUGUUAUUGCAACUGAUAAGAGCUUAAUGUGGACAAGGAAAAGCAUGAAGCAAUGUGUAAGUAAGCAGCUGUCCCUACCCUGUGUUACUGAAGUAAUGUUGUCCAUUGUUCAAUUCCUCAAAAGGGAAAAUAAAUGCUGUUGAUCUCA